Boeremia exigua is the source of this 1387-nucleotide messenger RNA. Its product is annotated as mitochondrial carrier domain-containing protein. The record is from RefSeq and is a predicted model, not a curated record. Bases 312 to 1235 code for a protein of 307 amino acids. Gene Ontology annotation, cellular component: mitochondrial inner membrane. Lineage: Eukaryota; Fungi; Ascomycota; Dothideomycetes; Pleosporales; Didymellaceae. Gene Ontology annotation, biological process: mitochondrial phosphate ion transmembrane transport. The transcript is spliced from 3 exons. Gene Ontology annotation, molecular function: phosphate transmembrane transporter activity.
UAUAUAGACGCGGCUGAAGCUUUUCUGCAGUCUUGGCUGUUUACCUGCUUUGUUGAUUGCUGGCCCGAGGUUUCUAGUUGUGCUGUAUUGUGGGAUUGUCGCUGAGCGCUGCGCCGACGACGUCAUAGCGACGCGAUACUACACACUGCUGCUGCUAUCCUACUCCUACUGCUACUCCCACCCAGCCUCUCGUCUUGAACCGCACCUCCGCGACCAGACCUACGCCGUCCCUCUGCCGCUUUGCUAGCUGCGAAUCCGCACCGCACCCCCCAACGACGCCCACGAGCAAUUGACCCCGCAACUCCGCCGCAAUGGCAGACAAACUCGGCCUCAAGCCGCAGCGCAAGAUCGAGCUGUACUCGGGCAGCUACUUCGCGGCAUGCACGAUUGGCGGGAUCGUCGCGUGCGGGCCGACGCAUACUAUGGUUACGCCGCUGGAUUUGGUUAAAUGCCGCCGCCAAGUCGACGCCAACCUCUACAAAUCCAACGUCCAGGCCUGGAAAACCAUCUACGCCAAGGAGGGCCUGCGCGGCGUCUUCACUGGCUGGUCGCCCACCUUCGUCGGCUACUCGCUGCAGGGCGCCGGCAAGUACGGCUUCUACGAGGUCUUCAAGUACCUGUACGGCGAGCGCCUGGCCCCGGAGGCCCCCAAGACGCUCGUCUUCCUGGCCGCCUCGGCCAGCGCCGAGUUCCUGGCCGACCUGGCCCUGUGCCCCCUCGAGGCCAUCAAGGUGCGCAUGCAGACCUCGGUCCCGCCGUUCGCGGCCACGCUGCGCGAGGGCUGGGGCAAGGUCGUGCAGCAGGAGGGCGUCGGCGGCCUGUACAAGGGCCUGUAUCCGCUGUGGGCGCGCCAGAUCCCGUACACCAUGGUCAAGUUCGCCACGUUCGAGGAAACCGUGUCGCAGAUCUACAAGGCGAUUGGCAAGCCCAAGGAGCAGCUCAGCGGGCUGCAGCAGACGGGCGUGUCGUUCCUGGGCGGCUACAUCGCCGGCGUCGGGUGCGCGGUUGUGUCGCAUCCCGCGGACGUCAUGGUCUCCAAGCUCAACUCGGACCGCAAGGCCGGCGAAGGCGCGGGCCAGGCCAUCUCGCGCAUCUACGGCAACAUCGGGUUCCGCGGGCUGUGGAACGGGCUGCCGACGCGCAUCUUCAUGAUCGGCACCCUGACGGCGUUCCAGUGGCUGAUCUACGACUCGUUCAAGGUCGGCCUGGGGCUGCCCACCACGGGCGGUCACUAGACGGGUGUGCGUUGCGGAGACGCCUGGAUGUAUGAGGAUUGAGAGGUGGCGCGGGGCGUUAUGGGCGUUGGGGUGGCGUGGCUUCUUCGGAUUCAAUGUAGUGUAAUGUGAAAUUCCAUCGUAGACGAUGCAGUUCAACCGGUCUUCCACCG